Messenger RNA from Penaeus indicus, 1593 nucleotides. Its product is annotated as protein mono-ADP-ribosyltransferase PARP3-like. The record is from RefSeq and is a predicted model, not a curated record. Gene Ontology annotation, molecular function: NAD+-protein mono-ADP-ribosyltransferase activity; NAD+ poly-ADP-ribosyltransferase activity. Gene Ontology annotation, cellular component: nucleolus; site of double-strand break. Gene Ontology annotation, biological process: double-strand break repair; protein poly-ADP-ribosylation. Bases 121 to 1593 code for a protein of 490 amino acids. NCBI's taxonomy places the organism in Eukaryota, Metazoa, Arthropoda, Malacostraca, Decapoda, Penaeidae. The transcript is spliced from 10 exons.
UCCACUUAAUUUCUCUAUUCUCCUCUCUCAUCUCAUUCCUCCCAUUCUUUCCGCCGUUUCCUCUUUCUCUCUUUUUUUUUCCAUGUCACGUGUUCUCAUUGCAUACUUUCAUUGCAGGCAAUGGUGCAUGAGGACUACGCCUGCAUGCUCAACCAGACCAACAUCGGCCAAAACAACAAGUUCUAUGUCAUUCAGGUCGCCAAAGACAAGAAGGACUUUCUUUGUUUCACGAGAUGGGGGAGAGUGGGAGAAGAAGGCCAGUGGAAUAUAGACUCUAUGAACAAGGUGGAAGAUGUCAUCAAGGUUUUCGAGAAGAAAUUCAAGGACAAGACCAAGAACAACUGGGCCGAUCGAGACAACUUCGAGCCGGCCCCCAAGAAGUAUACUUUGCUGGAGAUGGACGACGACAGUGACGAAGAGGAAGACGCAGUGGACUCCUCGACCCCCAAGAAGGAACUGGUGUCUAAUGAUGGCCCUUGCAACUUGCACCCAAGGACCAUGCUCAUGAUCAAACUCAUUUUCUCGGAUGAUAUGUUUGUCAAUCAGAUGGCGGAUAUAAGUCUCGACGUGAAGAAGAUGCCUCUGGGCAAGCUGAGCAAGCUGCAGAUCGCCAAGGGACUGGAGGCGCUCAUAGACAUCGAAGACGCCAUCAAGAAGAAGAAGGCACAGGAGCGAAGGCCCGUUGGUUGGUCUUGGGCGCCAGAAACCUAUUUUGAGAAAUCAGAAAAGUUCCCCCGCAGUGUGCUGAUGGAACUCACUUCAAAAUUCUUCACUCUCAUUCCACACAACUUCGGUCGAUCGGCGCCUCCUGUGAUAGACACGGUUGACGUCGUGCAGAAGAAGAAGGAAGUCAUGCUCACUCUCAGUGACAUUGAGCUGACGCAGAGCCUUCAGAGGGACAAGGAGAGCAAGGGACUUCAUAUCCUGCAGGAGAAAUACGACAUGUUGGACUGCCGUUUGGAAUAUGUGGAUCAAACGUCCUCAGAAUUUAAGAUUAUCAGCGAAUAUUCAAUAGCUUGUCCUAACUCUAGAAAGGGAACCCUUCUUGAUGUCUGGCGCGUUGACAGAAAUGAAGCGAAGGAGAGGUUCGCCGCCCACGACGACAUCAAGCACCGGAAGCUUCUCUGGCAUGGGACCAACGUGGCGGUGGUGGCGGCGAUCCUCAAGGCCGGGCUGAGGAUCAUGCCCCACUCGGGCGGGCUGGUGGGCAAGGGCAUCUACUUCGCGUCGGAACAUUCUAAGAGCUCUUGUUAUGUUGGCUGUCAUUACGGAGCUUUCGAAGGUGAGAGCUACUUAGGCUUUAUGUUCCUGGUCGAAGUGGCUUUAGGGGGAGAGAGCAGCAUCACGCAGGCCGAUGGCAGUCUGACAGAAGCUCCUAGUGGCUAUGACAGCGUGGUGGCAAGAGGAAGGAAAGAACCAGACCCGAAGAAGAACAAGAAACUAGUGUUUGACGAAAAUGACGUCACAGUGCCUUUGGGAAAACCCGUCCCUCAGAAAGAGUGGUUCGAGAGUAGCUUCGCACAGAGCAAGUAUCUUGUGUACAAAGAGAGUCAGGCUCGUAUUAGAUACAUACUCAAGUUUUCCUUCGUAUAG